AUGCCUUCUUCCGCCCACGAAGCCUUCCUCUAUGAGUUCUACUAUCAGCUUCGGUCCAAGCUGAGCCGCCUUUGCGCGGGGGACCAGGAGCUCGAACAGUUUGUGGCGCGGAUCAUAGCUCAUGGGAGUGCCGAUGUGGUCGGUAGGACAACCUGCGACAAACAUCAACCUGAUAACUACAUCACAUACCGGGCUGCACCAACCUAUGGUCUCUUUCUCGAGUUCGCCUGGUCACAAAAUCGCAAUAAGCAACCGGAACUGGCCGAGUUCUAUCUACUGGAAGCUAAGCGACUUACUCAGAUGGUGAUUGGCAUCGAUUGUGACUCCGCUCGAACAAAGAGAGUGACUCUACGCACUUGGAGACGCGGCAAUGAAGAUCAUAGUGAUACCAACAGCGGUCUCAUUGAAUACUCUCAGGUUAGUACGUCCAACCCGGUCUCGGACGAUUGCUUAUUCCGACGGCCUCCACAGGAACUUCGAUCGAAAAAUGGUGUGCGUGUCUCCGGUCGUCCCUUGAGAAUAUCAGUGCUCGACAUAGUGCCUCUGGAGCAUGUCCCGCUCUCACUGCACAACGCGACCAUCGACUUCUCGGUUGACGAGCUUUGCGGGAUUUUGGAGAUGGCAGAAGAGCAACAGACAUUGGUGAAAGCUGCCGAGGGCGAGGGUGUACAUCAAUGA
Messenger RNA from Fonsecaea pedrosoi CBS 271.37, 678 nucleotides. RefSeq lists its product as uncharacterized. The transcript has a single exon. Bases 1 to 678 code for a protein of 225 amino acids. Lineage: Eukaryota; Fungi; Ascomycota; Eurotiomycetes; Chaetothyriales; Herpotrichiellaceae. The record is from RefSeq and is a predicted model, not a curated record.